AUGGUAAUGCAAGGAAAAGAGGUGGGCAGUAUAAUCGGUAAGAAAGGCGAUAAUAUCAAGAAGUUUAGGGAAGAGAGUGGGGCCAAAAUUAACAUAUCAGAUGGCUCAUGCCCAGAGCGAAUAGUUACUAUCACAGGCUCUUUAGAGAGUAUUAAUCGAGCCUUCACAAUGAUUUGUAAAAAGUUUGAAGAGGAUCUUCAGAAUACACCCACGGUGCCUAAGCCUCCUGUUACUCUCCGAUUGGUUGUGCCAGCAAGCCAAUGUGGCUCUUUAAUUGGAAAGGGAGGGUCAAAAAUUAAAGAAAUUAGAGAAAGCACAGGUGCCUCUAUUCAGGUAGCCAGUGAAAUGCUUCCCAAUUCUACCGAACGGGCUGUGACAAUAUCAGGGACGGCAGAUGCCAUUAUACAAUGUAUUCAAAGCAUCUGCUCUAUCAUGUUGGAAUCCCCUCCCAAAGGAGCAACCAUCCCAUACCGUCCAAAACCUGUAAUGCCUCCAGUGAUAUUCGCUGGUGGACAGGCAUAUACCAUUCAAGGACAGGUACCAGUUCCAAAUCCUGAGGUCAGUAAAUUGCAUCCACAAUUUUCCUUGGGUCAGACAGUACCAGUUAUUCCAGCGGCAUCUCAGACUUUGUUACCAGGCGCCUGGUUGCAGUCUUCAAGUUCAAACAUGAAUUUCAGAGAGCUUUCCUGUUGUUCACUGGCAUCUGAUCAACAUCAGCCUUUACUCACUCACUCCCUCCACCCAUAUUCUGGUGUGCAGGAAUCAUCGACGCAAAGCCCUAUCUCUAUUCCAGGUGUUUCACCGGUCUCGUUCUCUCGGCCGAAUAAUGCAGCAGCUGCUGUGCCCAACAGUCAACAGACUAGCGAGAUGUCAAUACCAAAUGACUUGAUUGGAUGUAUUAUAGGACGGGCCGGUCAGAAGAUCAAUGAAAUUAGACAACUUUCAGGUGCUACAAUUAAGAUUUCCAAUGCAGAAGAAGGUUCUUCUGAUAGGAAAGUCACUAUAACUGGUACUCCAGACACAAUUGGAUUGGCUCAAUAUCUCAUUAACACCAGCAUGGAAAUGCAUAAGAAUUUGACCCUUGACCCGGCCUCAACCCCAACAACCACGUCCUUGACCUCUGUUCAGUCCCAUCAUCCCUUGGCCAUCCCGCUGAAUCAGUUGAUGAAACCAGUGCCGUAUUUAAAUGUUGCAAGCAUAUACGACCUGAGUAAUGAUCGCAAAAAUUUUACGGCCAAAAUGCGGGUUGGGUCACUCUUAUUCUCUCUCUCUCUCUCUAUCUCUCUCUCUCUCCACCGUGUUCUGUGUGAACUACAGCGUUUGAGCACUAACCAGACUUGUGGUGAUGUCGGAAUGUUUUUUUCUUUUUCCCUUUCAAGUAGAAGUUUAGUCGCAGCACCUGUUUCUUUUUCUUCUUUACCAAAAAAAAAAAAAAUUAAAAUAAAAUAA
Acanthosepion pharaonis is the source of this 1449-nucleotide messenger RNA. The record is from the annotation of a GenBank genome assembly. Lineage: Eukaryota; Metazoa; Mollusca; Cephalopoda; Sepiida; Sepiidae.